AUGAGCUCCCAGGGGUUUUCAUUCCCCCCACCGCCACCACCUCCUCCUCCGACCACCCAGCAACCGUCCGCCUACCCCUCUGCGCAGCCCGGCCAACACUGGAAUGGCCGUGGGUCUGGCGGACGAGGCCGCGGACGAGGACACGGAAAUCGAGGACGAGGCGGCGGAGGUGGCGGAGGACACUAUACCUCCGACAAGAGUCGACCUCCCUAUACCGACACCUCUGGCUACAACUAUCCAGCAACAAACUACGGCUAUCCAGCACAACCUCAGCCCGUGUCGGCGACGUCGUACAUGUCUACGCCCCCGCCCUAUCCUCCUACGUCCCCGUCAAACUUCCAACAUCCUUCGAAUCCGCCCACCACCAACCAACCUCCACAACCCUUUGCGCAGCCUGCUGGCUCGGCUGCCUACCAACCGCUUCCAGGGUACAACACACCUGGCAGUCUCGCGCACACGACUCCCUACUCUACUCCCACCCUUCCGACAUUCUCUCACAAUGUACCACCAUCGCCGCGCCAGCAAUCAUCCCCGCCAGCAACCUCCCUCAUGAUGGGAUCCGCCAUGAGCGAGGCCCCUGGCCCCUCUCAUCCACACAGGAACCACGGGCCGAAACCACGACAUGGUAACAAGCGCGACCAUUCCUCUGCAUUCAGCAAACCGCAGUCCACCGUCCCGCGCACCCCUGCGCCGCCGCCAGUGCCCAGCUUCGGCAAUCCAUUACCGUCGAAGCCUCCCCCGGCAGCAGACGCGACGCGGAAGCCCAAGAAGCGGAAGCGGAAGCACAACCAGCUCGGUUUGACCCCGAAGACCGAAGAGCACGAAUCCAGCGAGGAGGAAGACGAUAUCGACGAGGAGGCCAAACUCGCACAGGCCGGCCCGGACGCGGCUCCGCUGCAAUUCUCGUAUAAGGGACAAACGGCAUCCUUGCAGUCGGCCUCCGACAUUGCGGCGUGGAUUGCAGAGCGCAAGAAAAAGUUCCCCACUCAGGCUCGGAUUGAAGAGAAGAAGAAAGCCGCUGAGGAAGCCAAGGCUGUCCGAGAGGCAAGUCGACGAGAGAAGCAGAAGGAGAGGGAACAGGACAAGGAGGAUAAGGGAAGCGCUCGGAAAACGGGCGAAGAGAAGGCUGAUCCAGCACUCGAUGCCGCCAUGAAGGCGCAGCGCAAGGCGGACAAGAUCCGCCGCAACCUCAAUCGCGAACAGAAACGGUUCGCAAAAGCUGAGGCCGCCGCCGAGGCUGCCCGCCUCAAGGUGGAGGCUCUUCAGAAGCAGGCUCAAGGCCUGGGACAGCACGACGCUACUGAGCCGAAGGAACUAUUGGGCGGUGAUGGGCCAACUAUGGCGCUAGAGCCCUCUCCUACGACGGAUUCCGGCGUCGCUUCUACGAGUAACUGGGAUCCUUCCAGGCUGAUGGAAUUUCCGCGCCCCCGCGAGGGUGCUGAGGCUACUGCCACGACUCUGACCGAUGCAGUCGCGGAACUAGUGGAUGGCACCUCAGAUGUGUCCUCGGAUGAACCUGGGAGUAGUGAUUGGACCUCGUCUAGUGGGUCGGGAUCUGACUUGGGCUCGGGCUCGGACAUGAAUAGCGAUGAUGACGACGACUCUGCCCCAGAAGAGGUCAGCUCGCGGCGCCAGGGACCGGAGAGGGUGCCCCCGCCCCCUCGCGAAGGCAGAAAGCCCGCGUGUCGGCACUUUGCCCGAACGGGCCAUUGCAACCGCGGGGAAAAGUGCAAGUUCUCGCACGAGGAGUCUGAUCGAGGCCCCAAGGCGAAGCCGGUCGACAAGAAGAUUGAGAAGAAGGUUGAGAAGAAGGGACGGAAAGGAUUGCUUCGGGCUUUACUGGACCGGCAGAAAGAUGACGAGGACCGUCGGGCAAUGGAAGUCAUAUCCUGGCUAGGACAGAACGGCCACUUGGCCCUAGAGACGAAUAGUUUGUAG
Molecule: messenger RNA, 1938 nt
Organism: Penicillium macrosclerotiorum
Lineage: Eukaryota; Fungi; Ascomycota; Eurotiomycetes; Eurotiales; Aspergillaceae
Product: CCCH zinc finger protein
Exons: 4
Coding region: 1-1938 (645 amino acids)
Biological process (GO): box C/D snoRNP assembly
Cellular component (GO): nucleus
Molecular function (GO): RNA binding; metal ion binding
Source: RefSeq, a predicted model, not a curated record